Megalobrama amblycephala (Wuchang bream) is the source of this 1940-nucleotide messenger RNA. It is a transcript of the gene trim101, whose product is annotated as tripartite motif containing 101. Bases 234 to 1532 code for a protein of 432 amino acids. The transcript has 9 exons. The record is from RefSeq and is a predicted model, not a curated record. Gene Ontology annotation, molecular function: zinc ion binding. Lineage: Eukaryota; Metazoa; Chordata; Actinopteri; Cypriniformes; Xenocyprididae.
GAAACCGGACACCUUCCCCCUCUCGUGCAUGCAUACAUUUUCAGCUGCAAACCAACCCAGGCCCAUCGUCCUGUUCUAGCACUGGGGCAGUGCGACUGCCCGCUGCCUCGAGAGACUGGAAAUCCUCAUAAGAACAGCACAGAGACAUGGAGACGGUGGCGUCUCAUCUUCUCAGCUGUGGUUUCGCUCUUCUAAGUUUCCAGUGAGUGUGGGGUCAGCAGGGGCACGCGGCAAUGUCUCUUCCACUGGAUAUACGCUCUGACCACAAAGAAUCCUCGAUGGGGACGCUGGAGAAACAACUCAUCUGUCCCAUCUGCCUGGACGUGUUUACGAAACCAGUCGUGAUUCUGCCCUGUCUGCACAACCUCUGCCGCAAGUGUGCCAAUGAACUGUACCAGCCAUCUCUCUUCCAGGUUGGAAUCGGAGGCCGUUUCCGCUGCCCUACCUGUCGACGUGAGGUUGUCUUGGACCGUCAUGGAGUUUAUGGACUGCAGCGCAAUUUACUCGUGGAGAACAUUAUUGAUGUUUACAAACAGGAGUCUGAAAGCCCUAGGCCUCCACCACCGAAGCCUCCUGCAGAGUUUAACUGUGCAGAGCAUGAAGAUGAGAAGCUUAAUAUUUAUUGCCUCACGUGUCAGGUGGCCACCUGCUCUCUCUGUAAGGUGUUUGGGGCACACAAGAACUGCCAAGUAGUUCCCCUGCCUGAUGUUUACCAGCAGCAGAAGGCUGAACUCAGUGACAGAGUUGCUUCUUUGGUUUCCACAAAUGACCGUGUUCAGACAUUUGUUAAUGAACUAGAGGCACUCUGCAGGAACAUAGAGGAAAACAGCAGGAUUCAGAUACAGAUUCUGUGUGAGAAGUUUGAUCGCAUGUCUGCCAUUCUGGAGGAACGUCGUAAGAUCAUGAUCCAACAAAUCACUUCUGAGCAGGAACAAAAGACUGGCUGGACCCAGUAUUUACUGCAAACCUACAAUGAGCAUGUGGACACAAACUCAAAGUUGAUCCAGGCAGCCCAGAAUGCCAUAGAGGAGCCAGAGAUGGCUUCUUUUGUCCAGACCUCAAAAGAUCUUAUCGAGAAGGUUGGUAAAGCAUCUAAUUGUUUCACUCUGGAGACGCUGGAUCCUGAUUAUGAGAACAUGGAUCACUACAAAGUGGAUUUCGAUGCAGAAGAGAGAGUUCUGUACCAGCUGGAUUUCAUGGAGAUUGAAGAAGAAGUGGAGGAAACACCUGAAGAACUGGAGUCAGAACCUGAACCUGAACCUGAACCUGAACCAAUGCUGACCCCAGAACCUGACCCUGAACCAGAUCAGGAUCUGAAAUCAGAGGCUUCUGAGAUGACGAAUCCCACACCGGAGACAACGGAGGACACUUGGGGACAAGUAGAUGCCUGUGGAGAUGACAGAAAAGUGGCUGUUUGUGAGAAGAAUAGCUUAAGCACUUCACAGGUUGUCACUCUAGUCCUUUAUUUCCUGGCCUUCCUGGUAAUCCUACAGCGAAUAUGGGGAAACAUUCAGUGCCUUAUUUGUAUAUAGCAGAGGUGAAGAGACACAGUCGAAUAAAGCUCACGUUCUUUUGAAUAUAAAAACAAAGUCAAAGAUUUUUUGUUUAAAUUGAGUAAGGUUUAAGAAAAGACUGGAUUGGUAAAAUGUAUCUAUGCUCAUGCAUGAAAAUAAAGUCACUUUACCAAAUUUUCUGCAAACUGGCAAACCUGUGAGCUCCGCACUACAAGGACUGAGCCCUCCAAUGGUCACCAGUGAGCCGAUUCAUCUCUGAUUCUCCUUCUCCUUCAAUGAAUUACCAAUAAGAAGUGACACUUCUGCUCAAAGCAACAAUGAUGACAGAAUGGGGUCAUGUGGACCAUCUCCUCUAUUUGGUUCUUGACAAAACCUUCCCUGUGUUUGUGCAAAAUGUACAAAUGAUUAAAACAUCAUGUCUACUUA